Molecule: messenger RNA, 860 nt
Organism: Nicrophorus vespilloides
Lineage: Eukaryota; Metazoa; Arthropoda; Insecta; Coleoptera; Silphidae
Product: chymotrypsin-1-like
Exons: 2
Coding region: 57-803 (248 amino acids)
Biological process (GO): proteolysis
Molecular function (GO): serine-type endopeptidase activity
Source: RefSeq, a predicted model, not a curated record
AGCAUUUUUUGCGUAUAUAAGGAAGUUAGUCGUGCGGUAUUUGUACAGAAACCAAAAUGUUCAAACUUUUAGUUUUGGUAGCAACAGCAUCUUGUACUUUCGCCGCUCCAUCCUCCGACUUGAGUUGGAGAAUUGUUGGUGGAAACAAAGCUCCGGAUGGUAGUUUCCCAUAUCAAAUUUCAUUGCGUGGUCUAUUCGAUAGCCACAGCUGCGGCGGUUCCAUUAUCAACGAAAAUUGGAUCCUCACAGCCGCUCACUGCGUCGAAGGUUCUUUGGCUGCCACUCUCACCGUUGUCGUGGGCAGCAACAAACUGAAUUCUGGUGGUGUUAAAUAUAAGAUUUCCAAGGCAAUCUACCACGAAAACUAUGACGGCUAUUUGAUCAAGAAUGAUGUUGCUGUUCUUAAAUUAGCCAAACCUCUCGAAUUCAAUAGCGAUGUCCAACCAAUCCCAUUGGCUGACAGCGACAUCGGUGGAGAUGCCGACUGCGUCCUGAGUGGCUGGGGAACCACCUCUUACCCAGGAAACGUACCGAACGAUUUGCAAUACAUAAAUCUAAAAACAUUAACCGUCGAAGACUGCCAACAACGCCAGGCACCCAACGAAGUUUUCGAUUCUCAAGUAUGCACUUUGACUCAAAAGGGCGAAGGAGCCUGCCACGGUGACUCCGGUGGUCCAUUGGUCUCUGGAGGCAAACAAAUAGGUAUUGUGUCUUGGGGACGACCAUGCGGCAUUGGCUAUCCAGAUGUCUUCACAAGAGUGUCUUCCUUCCGCGAAUGGAUCAACAAGAAUAUUAACGAAUAAUUAUUCAUUGCAACAACCAUAUGAUAUGAAAAUAAAUUUCGUAAUAGCAAAUGAAAA